This is a messenger RNA of Rhodotorula toruloides NP11, 1080 nucleotides long. RefSeq lists its product as uncharacterized. Lineage: Eukaryota; Fungi; Basidiomycota; Microbotryomycetes; Sporidiobolales; Sporidiobolaceae. Gene Ontology annotation, cellular component: spliceosomal complex. The transcript is spliced from 6 exons. Gene Ontology annotation, biological process: mRNA splicing, via spliceosome. The coding region runs from base 1 to 1080 and encodes 359 amino acids. The record is from RefSeq and is a predicted model, not a curated record.
AUGAGCGACGCCGACGCAGACAUCUCGAGCGCACCCCAGCCAACCAUCACCUUCAAGCGCAAGAAGCGCCCCGCCGCCGCGCGUGCGCACCAUCGCCCGUCGUCCUCGACCGGGGUGAACGAGGCGGACAGCGGCGCAGACGGCGCGGACAGGGCAGAGACGCCACUCAGUGGGUUCGAAGGCGACGUCGAGGACUCGACCAGCGAGACUUUGGAAGAACUGCUCGCCCUGCGCCGGCUUAAACGGUCGACGGCUGGACUCGAACUCGAGAAGCUCAACUCGGGCGAGAAACGCAAGCGGGCGCGGCCAGUCGCCGAGGGAGACGCUUCCGGGCAGGUCCUCGAGAAUGGGAUGGUCGAGGGGACGCACGGCGGCCUGCGAGGAGGGGCUGCAGGGGCGGACAGAAUCAGGGACGACAGCGAACGACCCGAGGCCAAGGCACGCAAGAUCAUCAAGACGGACAACUUUACUGGCCAGACGAACACGGUCGACGUCGACAAGCACAUGCUCGCCUACAUCGAAGCCGAACUCGCGAAAAAGCGCGGCGAGGACUCCGCCUCCUCCGACCCCUCCUCAAACCCCUCACGCCCCUACGACCCGCGCGACGAACUCUACCGCGUCGCCGAAAAGUACAAGUUUGCCGAUAUCGCCGAGCAGGAGGGCAAGAAGAAGGAGCGGGAUGAAGAAGAGGGAAACGUCACGCUCAGUACCGGCAUGUUGAUGGGCAUCCCCGAGGUGGACCUGGGCAUCGACACAAAGCUGAAGAACAUCGAGGCGACCGAAAAAGCGAAGCGUGCGCUACGAGAAGGCUCACGACCAGGGUCAGGGCCCGAAGAAGCGGCCGGUCUUCCGCCAGACAAGGACGAGUUUGCGGUCGACCGAUUCUAUCGCCACCGCUGCCCUCUCGAGUCGGACCAGUCCGCCCUCGCCCGCGCGCGCUACCUCGCCGCCAACCCGCCCGAAACCGACCCCGACGCCGAGCUGCGCAAGCGGAAGCCGGGCAGGGAGACCGCGACGGACGAGAUGGCGGUCGCGAGGUUCAAGAAGAGGCAGAUGCAGCAGUGGGGCGGGAAGAAGUGA